AUGUUGACGCAUUACCUGCGGCGGCGGGUUUCGGUCAUUACGACGGAUGGCCGCUACUUUGUCGGUGUGCUGCAUGCCGCCGACCAGCUGCUCAACCUUGUGCUCACGUCCUGCGUGGAGCGCGUCUUUGACGAGGCGGAGGAGAACGCGGGUGAGUCACCGCAACACGAGCAGCCCCCGCGCAGCGACGGCGGCGGCGGCGGCGGCGCGAUGCAGGAGUUGGCGAUGGGGGUGAUGAUGUUUCGUGGGAGCGACGUGGUCUGCGUGGCGGGCGUCGACACGGUGGAGGAGGCGAAGGUGAGCGCCAAGUCGUGGCGAGGGCGCAACCUGCCGGCUGUGACGUGUGUGCCGCGUGCGGCGGCCGCAGUCAACUGA
Trypanosoma conorhini is the source of this 375-nucleotide messenger RNA. RefSeq names its product U6 snRNA-associated Sm-like protein LSm8p. Gene Ontology annotation, biological process: mRNA splicing, via spliceosome. Gene Ontology annotation, molecular function: RNA binding. The record is from RefSeq and is a predicted model, not a curated record. Gene Ontology annotation, cellular component: precatalytic spliceosome; U4/U6 x U5 tri-snRNP complex; U6 snRNP. Lineage: Eukaryota; Euglenozoa; Kinetoplastea; Trypanosomatida; Trypanosomatidae. Bases 1 to 375 code for a protein of 124 amino acids. The transcript has a single exon.